Messenger RNA from Brugia malayi, 4281 nucleotides. RefSeq lists its product as uncharacterized. The record is from RefSeq and is a predicted model, not a curated record. Gene Ontology annotation, cellular component: cytoskeleton. The transcript has 30 exons. Gene Ontology annotation, molecular function: protein binding. Lineage: Eukaryota; Metazoa; Nematoda; Chromadorea; Rhabditida; Onchocercidae. The coding region runs from base 1 to 4281 and encodes 1426 amino acids.
AUGAAACGUCACUUCCACCGUCCAUUGCGUGCAAUUAUUGUUAAAUUUUUAACAACUUUAUUAAUUUUUCACGAGGUUGCACCGACUGAGACCAGCGAUUUAAAUAAUCUAACAAAUUUAAUGGAUGACAUAGGUGUAUCAUUGUCAGAAAUAGUCGAGGUGCGUGGUUGUGGCCUAAACGAUGAUGAAUUGCUUGCAUUAAUUAUCAUUGGCUGUGAAGUGCUUACUAAGACACCUGCAGGGGUAUUCUCCCCCGAGCACGUCAUUUUACACACUGAUGGUGAACUUGAGAUAAAAUCCGUCUCGAGAGAUAAAGUAAGCAACAAAUAUGUGCCUCCUGAAAUGAAAGAAGGCAAUACUGAUGUUGAUUCUGGUGCUGUGCAUGUAUACUGUCUCGGAGAAGUUAUUCGAUUUGCUGGUGGUGCUGAAUCAGACAAUGCAGAUUUGUUUUCCUUGUUAAACGUAAUGACGGUGGAUCAUAUUGCUACACGGCCAUCCGUCACUCGGCUUGGACAAAUGGCUAAAAAUAAGCUUACAAUUCAAAAUCCAAAGGCUUUGCUGGCAGAAAUGUAUAUCUUGGUUAUGGGUGACGAAGCGGAGGAUAUCGAUGAUUUGGACAUUUCUUCUGGUGAAUACAUGCCAAAUUCUCUUGAUGAAAAUGGUGGUUUGAGGAACUUAAAGUGGGACCAAACUGGAACAACCAUGAGUGUCACCUGUGAUCGGUCUAGAAAAGUGGCACAUGCAGAUCCAUUUGAUGGUGUAGAAACCGAUAUUUGGAAGUUGUCAGGGAGAAAUCCAUUUAAUUCAGUAACAGUCGCAUAUGAAAAAGUAUUGCCAGAAGCAAAAAUUGGAAGCAGUCCAUUACAAGAAGAGAAGCAACAAAACUUAUCUGUAGGUAAAAUUGAAGUGCUUUUGGAACAAAGUGAAGAAGAGGAAGGAAAACCAGUAUUUGAGAGCAGUUUGUUAACGAAAUCUCUUUCUUACAAUUUUGAUGAUGAUAUUGUGGAAUAUAGAGAAGAAAAUGUUUCUUCUGAUGAACUGAGCUCCACGCUAGUACUUCCUGAAGGACAUAUUGACAAGGUGGACGAAAAUUUGGAUUAUGAUGGUCACGGCCUUCUUGCUACUAAUGUCAUUCACGAAUGUAAUGACUCUUUGUUUUCGGAGGUUGACGAAAGUCAAAAAAUGAUUGGAUCUACAGUUCUUUCUUCAGGCGGCCAAAAUAGUAUUGAUAAACAAAAUUUACUCGGAGAACCUAUCUGUGAGUCACUGUCCGGUAAUAAAAAUGAGGACGUGCCAGUGGUUGUCUUAGCAAAAAAAGAAAAUGAAAAAGCACGGACAUCGCCAGUUUUGGAAUCUAGAGUAAAAGGAAUAUUGGCUCCAAUACUGGAAAAUGGAAAAGAACGGCUAUCGCCAGUUUUGGAAUCUAGGGUAAAGAGAAUCGUAGUCACAAAAGAAGCAUCUGUUGGCUCAGUUGCAGCUGAACAGCAAUUCAUGAGAAGAAAUUCGCUUUUGCCAAAUAGGAUAAGUGGGCGGAAGUCUUCAUCGAAACAUUUUAAGCGAAGGUUGAAAGCGGAACCAGAGUUUGUAAGAAAUGCAAAUACGUCAUCCAUAUGUUUGAAGGCACCUGCUCAAAGAAAAAAAAAAGUGACGCUUCACAGAAUAGAACAUACGGACGUAACUGUUGAGCUGCUUAGUGGGAAACAUGUUGAAGUGAGCUGUCGUUCAGAUGCUGUUGCAUCGGAAAUUGCUGAUGUUGUCAUGAGGCACAUGAAUUUCAGUGAGAACUCGUUCUUUGGUUUGACUAUACUGAGAGAUGGCGAGCAUUUCUUUUUGGAUGGUCAUCAGCGUCUGGAAAAAUUCGCACCACCAGGGUGGAAAAAUGCAAGACAAUAUGGAUCAUCCAGAAGGCUUUAUAUGUUAUUUCUACGCUUUCGAUAUUAUCCAGCAUCAGUCGCUUUUAUGCGAACUGAAGUUGUACUUCAUGAAUUAUACUUACAAUUGCGACGAGACAUUUUGGAUGAUCGCAUUCAACCGAAACGUGAUUUAUUGUAUGAUCUAGCUGCAUUUGCUUUGCAAAGCGAAUACUCUGAUCAACCUAAUGUAACAGUUUUGGACUAUUUUGAUCUGCGACAUUAUAUACCGAAGAGAUAUUUGGAUAACUGCAACGAAGAAGCGGUAAUCAAAAAUGUGGUCGAGAGGCAUGGAAAACACCGCGGAAUGAAGCAACAGGAUGCUGAGAAGCGCUUUAUUCUGUUAUGUCAACGGUUAUUUGAUUAUGGUGCUCAUUUGCAUCGUGUAUUCGCAUCCAAACCAUCAAUAAAUCUUGGUAAUACACCUCUUGGUGAUCCUGAAACUGGAGUGGCGCAAUGGAUUGGGAUUAUGACACGUGGUAUUGUACUUUUCGAAGAAGAAAGUGGUGGUCGGCAUGUUCAGAUAGAACACCUUUGGCAAAAUACGCAAACUUUACAAUUUGAUAAAAAGCGCUUCGUGAUUGCCUCCGAAAUCCAUGAACCGUCUAUCAAUAUCUUCUAUACCGAUCAUUAUACAAAAAGUGCCUAUUUUGUCCGUUUUGCGGCUUCACAGCAUCGCUUUAUGAUAAAAAUGCGGCAGUGGAAUCAUACUUUAAGACGUGAUAGUCCUUUUCAGUUCCGUAGAAUGCCGGAUGUUGGCGCAGACACUAAUUUUAUGGAAGAGGUAGCACCGGUGUAUUAUAUGAAUUCUUCUGAUAUAAAAAACAUGCCGGAGCGUGGUUUUACACGAACCAAUAAUCAAUAUUCCUCAAACGAUGCCUUCUCAAAGAAAUAUGUAGAGACUAUACAUAGCUCCAAUUUGAGACCGAGGAUGAGUUCAAUAAGUGAUGAAAUUUCGGAAGAGACUUCUCCUGAAGAAUUCGUUGAGAGUGGUGAUGGAUAUAUUUUGGAAAUUUUGCUGGAAAAAGAUCCAAAUACUGGGCUUGGUUUAACGUUGGUCGAUGGUAAUCUGAAUGGUAUAAAAGGUGUAUAUGUGAAGUCUGUAUCAGAAGGAGGUGUUGGAAAAAAAGGAGGAGUGAAUGUUGGUGAUCGACUACUAAGUGUCAAUAACGUGUCACUUAUUGGUAGGGAUAGACAUGUAACUGUCGAUUUAGUGAGAAAAUGUGGCAAUUUUGUCCAUUUGAAAAUUUUUAGGUUAGAAGCGGUAACAUCUGCACUUGCUUCUGGUAUUAUUAAAGACAAGACAGCGAUUGACGAUCAGAAGGGGUAUAAAAAUCAUUCACUCUCUGUUAGUGAAGAACUGAGAUCAAGAACGCCACCACCGCCAAGAAAGUAUUCAAAUACCUUGAAGAAACGUAUAAGAGCUGUUAGUGACUUUGGCGCUGUUGGUGACACUUUACCGGAUUUAAAUAGCGAAGAUUUAUUAUCAAACCUUAGAAAUGAAUCAAAAUUAGGAUAUUUACGACCAGAGACUUCGUUGAAUGACGAGGUUGAAUGCAGAAUGCGAUAUGAAGUGCCGGUAGUAUCCAUGUACAAAUUCGAAGGUAUUGAUGAUGAACUGAUAGAACAUUCUCCAAAACGAUGUAGUACAAUACCAUAUUUUCCAUUUAAAGCGAGUGAAAAUGAUUGGGUGAAAAUAGGGAAGAGUGAUAGUGACCAACAAAAAAGCUCAUUCAACGACUGGAAAUCAGUGCAGGAUUAUAGAAAGAAGCCAAAUCUUGAUUGGGCUGAUGACCUGGAUGAUAUUGUGGAACCGCUUCCCUCCGAUGUUUCGAUGAUCACUCUCGAGCGUAAUGAAUCUGGUAGCCUUGGUUUUCAAAUUGCAUCUAGCGGAGGUAUUGUGUAUGUAAAGCAAAUUACUGCAGAACCUGCACUUUCAUGUCCUGAUAUUCAAGUGGGAGAUAGGAUUAUAUUGGUAAAUCAUGAGAAGGUGCAAAACCUAACGCAUCAGCAGUUGGUAGAUCUAUUAAGAAAGAGUGGUGAAAGAGUGAUAAUAGGCUUGCAAAACUCAAACAAAGAAGUACGUGCUUGUGAUGAAGGCGAACAGACUGUACGAGUUGUUUUGGAGAAAUCUCAUACGGGUUCGCUUGGUCUGAGCUUAGCAAAGAAGACUGGUUUUGAUGGAAUUUACAUCCGAAUGAUCAGCAGUGGUAGCGCUGCGGAUAUUGAUGGAACACUGCAUAUCGGUGAUAAAAUUUGGAAAGUCAACGGUCAAUCAGUAAAUAGUUAUACACCUGGUGCUAUCGUUGAUUUAUUAAAAGCUACAAAUAAUCCCGUAGAAAUUAUUGUAAAACGAGACAUCAUCAAGUAA